Molecule: messenger RNA, 485 nt
Organism: Caenorhabditis sp. 36 PRJEB53466
Lineage: Eukaryota; Metazoa; Nematoda; Chromadorea; Rhabditida; Rhabditidae
Source: the annotation of a GenBank genome assembly
AUGCCGUGUCCAUGUGGUUAGUCUCUUUCCCAUUUUCUUCCUAUUUUCCAUUCGUAUCCCUUUCAGCUUGCAAUAACUGUUCGUGCGGGGCCAACUGCCAAUGCACCACCGAUAAAUGCUGCUGCGAGGAGGAGAAGAAGUCGUGCUGCGGAACGAAGAGCGAGCAGAAGAAGUGAGAGGCAGAAGCCGUCCUUCCCCCAUUCCUGAACUACUAAUUAUCAUACAUUAAAAUGACAUUUUAUCUCCAAAUAAACGUGAUUUGAUAUGGAACACGUGGUUAAUUGCAAUGACACACUAGAGAAAGUUGAUAAGAGACUAACACAAACUAGAGGUGUGACGGGAACCGGGAACUUGCAGGAAAACAUCUCAAAUUCAUAGGCUUUGGCAUUUGUGGUUUUCGAAGAACAAUCAGGAAGUUUGGGUGAGUCAAAGGAUCAGUGAGCGGACCGAUAGAGUGUUUUUAGGGCAUGCGAGAGACCUUAUGA